Messenger RNA from Harpegnathos saltator (Jerdon's jumping ant), 2850 nucleotides. RefSeq names its product DNA repair protein complementing XP-C cells homolog (gene Xpc). NCBI's taxonomy places the organism in Eukaryota, Metazoa, Arthropoda, Insecta, Hymenoptera, Formicidae. Gene Ontology annotation, cellular component: XPC complex; cytoplasm; nucleotide-excision repair factor 2 complex. Bases 59 to 2788 code for a protein of 909 amino acids. The record is from RefSeq and is a predicted model, not a curated record. The transcript has 7 exons. Gene Ontology annotation, biological process: mismatch repair; nucleotide-excision repair. Gene Ontology annotation, molecular function: damaged DNA binding; single-stranded DNA binding.
UCUGAGUUUGAGUCCUGGAGAGGCAUGCGCAGGAUGCGCACGGAUUCUAUCAAACAGUAUGAGUGACUCCGACGAUGACAGCAGCUCUGAUAGCAGCAGUGAUUUCAGUAAGGGUUUCACCUCUAAGGAUCAGCUAACCGCGAGCUUCUUUUCCAUCAAACCGGUGAAGCUUAGUCAAGCGGACGCGAAAGACAAUAACAAGGAUGACAGCGACGACGACGAUGACGAUGACGAUGACGAUGACGAUGACGAUAACGAUUUCACGAGCAUUGGCGAGAACAGUAAUAUGGAAUUGUUCUCUGAGGUCGUUAAGAACUUGGAGGCCACCCAGAGAACUCAGAUAAAAAACGAGGAUCCGGAACGCUCCUGCAAAGAUGAUAACCUCCAGGGUAUGAAAGAAAUAAAAAUUAAAGCUGAAAGAAACGACAUAUCGGAUGAGAUAAAUGCAGUUUUGCUGCAAGGAGAAAGUGGAGCAUUCCAAUUUAAUGAAAAUGACGAGGACGCAGAAGACAAGAAGGAUGUCCAACGUCCAGCUGACUAUACAAUACCUAAAGAAGGUAUUAAGAUAACCUUGCCAGGUACAAGUAUGCUGUUCAAGAAGAAAUCAGCCAAUAAAAAAGAGUCAGAUUUAGCUGCGAUCCUACGCAAGAAAUUGAAAGCUAAUCAAAUAUUUGUGGAGAAAGUAAGUCGACUCUGUUGGCUGGCGCAUGGAUUCUAUCUGAAUCGCCAAGCCAACGAUCCUGAGGUAAUGACAACAGUGGUGUCGUUGGUCUCGGCAAACAACUAUCCGAAAGAUAAAUUUGAUCUAGGAUACUUGGAGAAAUUCACAAAAUGGUUUAGAAGUAUAUUCACUACGGAAUCUGUCGAUAGCGAUAUUGCUGUAAAUAAGGUAACACUAUUGAAGAGGACAGCAGAGAAGAAGAUAUUAAACUACAGGGAAUUGGUGGUACUGUAUAUAGCAGUGCUGAGAGGUAUUGGUUUAAACUGUCGUUUAAUUGUAUCUCUCAAUCCACCAGCUGUAAAAGUCCAUACUGACUUACUGCCUACAACAAGCGUACCGAAGAGAACGAAUCGAACAAAGGAGAAACUGAAAGAAACCAAAACAAAGGCAAGAUCCUCUAAGCCCUCCACCUCCAAGGAAGAUACCAAGAAAACCGAUUCGAAGAAGAAUCUCAUGGAUAACGACUUAAUUCAGAACAGUAAAAGUGCACUGAAAAAUGCGAAUCUAAUGGCAAGAGAAAAGGCGGCAGAGAUACUUCGUUCUAAAUAUGCGUAUAAUAAAAAAGACAAGGAUAAGUCAAAUAAGCAAGGUAGCACAGCUGAAGUCAAGCACAAUGAAGCAGCUUCCACUAAUGUUGAAAAAGCAGACACGGUUGUAUCUUCAAGAAAUUUGAGAUCUAGAAAGCUCCCUGAUGCAUCCUCAACAGCAUCCAAACAGCGAAGCAAUAAAAAUAAUAGCUCAGAAAAUAAUCAGUCCAAAGCAUCAAGUUCCAAGAGAAAAGGACGGAUCAAUAAUACUGAUGAUUCACGCUCGGAGGAAGAAAAUGAAGAAGAAAAAGAAUUGUCAAACAACAAAGCAAAGAGGAAACGCGGUAAUAGCAAUAAAACACAAACUGUCACUAAAUCUAGAGAAGGGAACGAGAGGAGAGACAAAGCGUUAGAAGAUGAGGAGGAGGCUGAGAAGAAAAUAAAAAAGACGCAGGAUGUAUGGGCCGAGGUGUACGUUGAGUCUAAAGGCAGUUGGAUAUCCGUAAAUAUAAUGGAUGGCGACGUGGAUUGUGUAGCCGAAGUAUAUAAAAAAGCGAGCAGACCAGUAUUAUAUGUGAUUGCUUAUAACUCAGAGGGACUGAUAAAGGAUGUCACAAGGCGCUAUUGUCCACAUUGGCUUUCUGUCACGCGUAAGCAACGUAUCGAUGAGAAAUGGUGGACCGAUACUAUAAGUCACUGGCCGGAAAAAGAAACAGCCAUAUCCAAACAGGAGGAUGAACUACUUCUGCAAAGGGAAUUGGAGCAACCGUUGCCUAAAACCGUCGGAGAGUGUAAAGGACAUCCGUUGUAUGUAUUGGUCAGACAUUUACUUAAGUACGAAGCGCUGUAUCCACCGGAUUGCGUACCACUCGGACACCUACACAACGGCGAGGCUAUUUAUUCGCGGUAUUGUGUACAUACGCUGUGUUCGCGGGAAACCUGGUUGAAGAAGGCUCGUGUGGUUAAACCGAAACAAGAGCCGUACAAAAUGGUUAAGGCGCUUCCAAAAUAUGACAAACUUUCAGGCCUGAGAAUCAAAGACACCCUAUUGGAAUUAUUCGGAAAAUGGCAAACUACGGAUUACGUUCCGCCAGAAGCUAAGGAUGGCAUUGUGCCUCGUAAUGAAUAUGGGAACGUAGAUUUAUUUAAAAUGUGUAUGCUCCCAAAGGGCACGGUGCAUAUAAACCUUCCAGGAUUAAAUCGCAUCGCCCGGAAAUUGAACAUAGAUUGCGCAUCCGCCGUAGUAGGUUUUAAUUUCGGAUGUAUGGGUGCUGUGCCGGCUAUCGAGGGUUUUGUCGUAUGCGCCGAAUACGAGGAUACGUUACGAGAAGCUUGGGAAGCGGAGCAAGUGGAGGCAGCCAGACGUGCCACUGAGAAAAGAGAAAAGAGGAUUUACGGCAACUGGAGGAAGCUUAUUAGAGGCUUGCUGAUUAGAGAAAAAUUGUCGCAAAAGUACGAAUUUACGUCGGAACCGAAAACUGAUCAGUCGAGCAAACGUCCUAAGGAACGAAAAGGGACUGCGAAGAAGUCCAAAACAUGAUCCAAAAUAUGUAAUAUAAACUGUUUACAAGUUAAUUCGAAUAAAAGUUUCAAUUAGUUAUA